This is a messenger RNA of Drosophila ficusphila, 2187 nucleotides long. RefSeq lists its product as uncharacterized. Gene Ontology annotation, biological process: regulation of transcription by RNA polymerase II; mesoderm formation. NCBI's taxonomy places the organism in Eukaryota, Metazoa, Arthropoda, Insecta, Diptera, Drosophilidae. The transcript is spliced from 2 exons. The record is from RefSeq and is a predicted model, not a curated record. Gene Ontology annotation, molecular function: RNA polymerase II cis-regulatory region sequence-specific DNA binding; DNA-binding transcription factor activity, RNA polymerase II-specific; protein dimerization activity. Gene Ontology annotation, cellular component: nucleus. Bases 1170 to 1976 code for a protein of 268 amino acids.
CUAGGUUUCUCUACGGAGAACUUGGCGCAUAUUCAUUUCCGAUUCGCGGCAAGACGCCCGCUCUGGAAAGCCAGCUAACAAAAUACCUCUCCGCUUCGCAAAAAUGUAAGUAAUUUCCCAUGUUGUUGUGUUUAGGAGUAACUCGAGAACUUGCACAUGCAUUAAAUUUCGGGGCAAGACUCCCAGUAAAUACAGUUUAUUUGAAAAGGGAAACAUUUUUGUUGUUUUUAUAUUUUAAAUGUUUAAUAACAAUCAAAGUAAAUAACAGAAGCAUAUAAAGAGUAUCUGAGAAGUCUAAAACCUACUUCAGUUUUCGUUUAAUAUAAAUGACCGACGAUCUUUCAGCAAAGUGUUAUGUUGCAAAAAUAAAAAAUUAAAAGUAAAAUAUGAAAUCAUUUAAAAUAUAAUUAGGAAGUGAUUAUCAUUAUAAAACUUACUGAGCGCUCACUGUUCAUGUCGGGAUUAGGCGGCAAACAAAUUUGUUAGAAAAAUAAAAUUGGGGAACCUUUAAGCACAGCCUGGCCGCCUAGGUUUUAUUUUUACCUUCAUAUAGACGUGUGUUCAUAACUGGGGAUAAAUGGAUAUGUAUUUUUUUUAAUUAAGUCAAAACACUUGUGUUUACAUGCGUCGAAAAUACUCGCUUAUGUGCGCCGAGCUGAAGUGUGGGUGUUUGUAUAUAGCGAUCGAAAAGAAAAACUCAAACUGAAGUUGUGGCGACGAUCGUCGAUCGCUGAUCCCAGAGAGGGACUUCGCCUUCCACAAGUCGGACGCAACUCCAGCCUGCCACACGCGCCUCGAUCUGCAGUCGUCGUCGGAUCGAUCGCACAAUAGCAAAGAAAUUAAGCCGCUUUGUUUGUGUACCUCAGCGUGUACUACCUGUGACAAAAGGAUCCUCGACGACAAGUUGGUCCCCUAUAGAUCACUUGUUGACACACGUACAAAGAGGUGGCCCCUUAAACUAGACGAGAUGUGGCUCUCAUCAACCCCGGAUGAGUAGUCACGUCUUGAAUCGGAUCGAUGGUGAGCCAUUCAUCACGAUUGGCAGAGUCUCUAAUGCACUUAAAAUAAGAAAAGCACGAGAAAAGCAAAAGAAACGCAACCGAGUCCAGGUAGAGCUGCUGCAGUCCGGCAAGAACUCGCGAUCGGUCAUUCGAAAAGCGGCUUAGGCGAUGACGGAUCAACUGCUGAGCUCCGCGGCCAGUGCUCCGGGGGAUCCCCCGCCGGUCUUGGUGCCCGUGCCAGCCUCUACGGGUGGACCCUAUUUGAGCGGCGGAUCCGAGAACGAGGCAGAGUCGGCGGAACAGCCCGUCCUCCUCGAACUGGGUGCUCCCCAAUCUGCCAGUUGUCCAGCCGUUAGUCUUAACUACACCCUAACCCCCGAUGGAUCAGGUCUGCUGGCCUAUGCGCCAGUUCCGGCGCACAACUACUCACCCACCUUGAUGGGUGGCUACGAGAAAGAGUCGCCCAGCUUGGGUCUGUUGCCACCUACGUAUAGUGUGAUUCCCCAGCCGGUGUCGAUGUGGCAUACCGGACAGGUAGCCUCUGGUUCACCAGUGGGAUUGGAGGGCAGUAAGCCCAGUGAGCUGGUGCCACCACCCAUGUACAUGAGCUACGGCGGCGGAGGUAUUUCCAACGGAACAGAGGUGGACAUCUCGAAGGAACACAAUCCCGCCUGGCGGGAGAAAGCCUUGCAGAUGGAGAAGGACUACAGACGCACCGCCUGCGAUCGGGAGAGAACCAGGAUGCGGGACAUGAAUCGCGCUUUCGAUUUACUGCGCUCCAAGCUGCCUAUUUCCAAGCCGAACGGAAAAAAGUACUCCAAAAUUGAGAGCUUGAGGAUUGCCAUUAACUAUAUAAAUCACCUUCAGGCCAUGCUGCGCGAGAGUUCAGCGGCCCAAAAUGGCAGUGGAUGCUGUGCCUGGAGCGGUGGGAGUAGUUCCCCCUAUGAUAAUGCCAACGAUCAUUGGGGAUCAUAGAUUUAAUCCUAGUAAUUAUCCACUUCAAAGAAAUCUGCAGUUUGCCAAAGAAAAAUCAAUGGCGGUUGCCCCACCAAAUUACCAUGCUCUCCAAAACUUAUAUUGUGAAAAUACCAUUUAAACACUAAGGUUUCUGUUAAAUGUUACUAUUUGGAAAAGCAUUAGCUUUAAUUUUUCAUAAGUGCAAUAAAAUAAUAUAUAUGAAGCAUUA